GGCGGGCAGAGGCGCGCAUGCGCAUUAGGGAGACCGAGGCCAAGAUGGCCGACGAGAUCAGCAAGGCUCAGGUGGCCCAGCCGGGCGGAGACACCAUCUUCGGCAAGAUCAUCCGCAAGGAGAUCCCCGCCAAAGUCAUCUUCGAGGACGAGAAGUGCCUUGCGUUCCAUGACAUUUCUCCACAAGCUCCAACACAUUUCCUAGUGGUCCCUAAGAAACCUAUUGCUCAGCUCUCUCAAGUACAAGAUUCUGAUGAAGCUCUUCUUGGACACUUAAUCAUCGUGGGCAAGAAAUGUGCAGCUGAUUUGGGCUUGACCAGGGGGUUCCGAAUGGUGAUAAAUGAAGGUCCAGAUGGUGGUCAGUCUGUAUACCAUGUACACCUCCAUGUCCUUGGCGGCCGUCAGCUGGGUUGGCCCCCAGGCUAAGAACUAGGGGAAAGGGAGAAUAUUGUCCUCAAACCAUCUCUUGAAUUUAGUGAAUACCUGUCUUGAAGAAUGCAACCACUGUCAAUAACCUUCAGCCACUUAACCUUUCUUGAGGAGAAUAAAGAGUUUGUUCAAUCCAUGUUAAUAAAGUUCCAAGCAUGUUGAAUCAUC
This is a messenger RNA of Sceloporus undulatus (fence lizard), 596 nucleotides long. It is a transcript of the gene HINT1, whose product is annotated as histidine triad nucleotide binding protein 1. The record is from RefSeq and is a predicted model, not a curated record. Lineage: Eukaryota; Metazoa; Chordata; Lepidosauria; Squamata; Phrynosomatidae. The coding region runs from base 18 to 425 and encodes 135 amino acids. Gene Ontology annotation, cellular component: cytoplasm; nucleus. Gene Ontology annotation, molecular function: hydrolase activity. Gene Ontology annotation, biological process: purine ribonucleotide catabolic process. The transcript has 3 exons.